Messenger RNA from Astrephomene gubernaculifera, 5472 nucleotides. NCBI's taxonomy places the organism in Eukaryota, Viridiplantae, Chlorophyta, Chlorophyceae, Chlamydomonadales, Astrephomenaceae. The record is from the annotation of a GenBank genome assembly.
CUUUUUGAUUGCUCACAACAUCCUGCUCACCGGAUCAUUGCUACAGUGCACGAACCGGUACAUACUUAAAAAGUGGGACAAGGGGUGGGCAGACCUUCGCAUUUUAUAUUUCAAUGAUUAGUUGAUCAGGUUACUGAUAAACUGAGGUGCACAUGGUUGGUGUAGCAAAACGUUUUACCUUGCCGGGGAUUUUCUCGUGCUUCUGCGCGUCAAGCCUCGAUAACAUCGAUGGAAGCAGUCAGCCCAUAUCAGCGCCACAGGGUCGGCGAAGCAUACAUUUCAGCAACAGCGCAGGCGGAAGUUUCACUGGAGGGCGCGGUCGUCCGCCGAGCACCAGUACAUCAAGAGCCCCAGCGCAAGAGGGCCAGCCGUCUAGCUACGCACUCGGCUCCUCAACAACUUCUAGCUUAGCGAGUGCUGAAGGGAGGUCUUCCAUUGGCCUCGCGCGCGCUGAGUCAAUGCUGCUUUUCUCAUACUUCGAGGAAGAAGCCAGCAGCGAUCCCCAUCUGAGUGAAACAGCACUCUUCAUCGAAUCAAUGCUAUCAGAUAUGCGAGCCCGUGCAUGCGCAGUGACAACGCUGGACACUGCUUCCUCACUCACCAGAAAGUGUUGCGACAUGUGGUCCGUUACGAGCAGCAACAACAUGUUCUCAGCUUACGAGCCUGAUGAGCACAACACUAUACCCACAGGCAAGCGGCUCAGCUUGGACAAUUCUGACAAAGGCCCGGACGAAGAUCGUCACCAGCAGCCUCCAAACCCUUGCAGACAGGGUGUGAAAGGUCCGUUGAAUGCAGCCAUGGAACCUUCACCAAAUUUUACCGUUGAGUCCGAGCCUGUCCUAGCAAGUGCUGCAACUCGCUUAUCGGCCGGGGAGGUCGGCCAAGAUGUUGUCGCAGGCUACGGCCUGCUAGGCGCAGCAGCGUCUUCGGUGCUCAGUGCAGGGCCAUGCAUACCAGCCUUCGCCAAGGGCGUGACGGCGGACCAAGAUGCCUUUCCAGCUGCGUGCGGCAGCAUCAAGCCGAACCGUGGCAAGGGCUUGUUCCUGCUCGCCGUGUAUUCCCAACUGCCCGCUGCAGUCACUGGCAAGGUGCAACCUGAUGAGCCAAAAACCUGGUCUGCUGCUUUCCCUGCGUUCCGGCGUGAUACGAACGACGAUGACGCCGCUUCAGCCACCAUGACACACCCGCACGACGCUCAGGACUCCUAUGAGCCCUGCCAGGUCGGUGCAGCAGAGUCAGACGUGGGUGCUCCGCAAGGCCAAAGCCACCUGCCGCGUUCCCUUGAGGACGUCCGCCUCGAAUCAGCGGCCCCGGGUAAACCCACCGCGACGGUUGCCCUGGUGGACGCUGCGGAGCGGGAGGGAGCGUCCUUAAUGAAGAUCCAACAGCAGCUGCUGUUGCAGCCAGGCCAGCUAGCCGUGCUGCUGCCAUGCCCGCUGCAGAUGCUGGCAGACCUGGGGGACCUGACCAGCCUUGCGCGCCCUGGCGCCUUGGGCGGUGCAUGGCUGGGCACCUGGCAUGGCAACCAGGUUGUGGUCAAACUCACCAGCUAUCCCUCAGCAGACGCCGCCACAGCUCAGCUGCUUGCGACUACCAGGGCAAGCGGGGUGCGCCACCCCAACCUGUUGAAUGUAUAUGACACGCGGGCGGCGCUGGUGGACGAGCAAACCGCCGCGAGCUUAGAUCCGAUUCAGGCAACCGCCCUGAGGUCCGGCUGGACUGAUCGGUGCAGACCCAUGGGUCGGCUACAACGCUUCCUCGCGCUGAACAUGCCACCCUUGCAAACGCCAGGGAGCACCACGGAUUCCGCGCCCUCGCUGACCGUCUUUCCAGGCGAUGUCGUUUCAGCAACUGGGUCAAUAUGCAUCGUCGCUGAUGCGGCCCCACCAUCGCCCGCACAACGCGCGCUGUCGGCCCUGCCUCUGCACCCGGGUGGCUGCGUGGUGGCUGCCAUUACAGAGUAUUGCGACAUGGUGCGAACUAAGCGGGGCAACCAACCUGGGACGCAUGCAUGUACCAGUGGUUUCACUCCAACGCGGCCGCGGCAUUACCCAGACCAACCAGCAGGCGCCUCCGUUCGGUCCUCGACUGGUCGCCUAGUAACCGCCCUUCAACCUCUACCCACCCUGUCCAAUCCCCAUGCCUCCCAACCGCAACCUCCCUGCUCACUGCAUGAGUCGGGAUAUGGGAUUGGGACUCGUUGUUUCACUUAUUUAAUUUUUUCCUCCCUGCUCGCCCCCAAUACCUUCACGUGCAUGCCCCGCCGUCUCUGUUGCAGGGCAACCUCCUCUCCUUAUCCUGCGGCAGCACCUCACCCUUCAAGCCCAGCCGCUCCUGGUUGCUGCACGUAGCCCAGCGGGCGCUGCUGCGUACGGCUCGGGAGGUAGCAGCGGCCAUGCGGGCUCUGCAUGCACAGGGCAUUGUGCAUGGCGCGCUGCGGCCGUCCAACGUGCUGCUGCGCAGAUCUUCAGCCGACCGACGGGGCUACGUGGCGGUAGUAGCGGACGUGGGCUCGGAAAGCCUGCAGCACGCCGCUGCGAAUCCGCUGCUGACUGUGGGCCCCUGCAUGGUGCUGCUGGCGCCUGAGGUGAUGGUGGGGGACGGCGCUACUGCUGCUGGUGCUGGGGGAGGAGGAGGAGGAGGCGUUGGUGGUGCUGGAGGUGGCGCAUCUGCCGACGUGUAUUCGUACGGCAUGCUGCUGUACGUCAUGGCAGCUGGGGAGAUGCCCUUUGCUGGGCGACACCUGAUUCCAACACUCACGGCGGUGGUCUCUGAGGGCUUGCAACCGGAGUGGCCCAUGGGUCACCACGAGCACCUCGCACCCCUCUUCUACCGCUGCAUCGCGCGCAAGCCGGAGGACCGACCCAGCUUUAAGCAGAUCCUUUUCGAGAUCCGCACUCUGGAGCAGACUUUGAAGAGCGCGAAGCAGCAGCGUGCAAAGUAAGGCGCCGUGAGGCGUCAUGAGGCAAGCACCUAGAUAGGAUACUGCGCCUUGGACUGUAACAUAGGUCCUUAAAGGCCUCUCGAGACGUUGUCCCUUUAGGAAUCUUGUAUUGUAGCCUUGCGAAUUGCAACAUGGACUCACUCAAGCCGCGCAUGUCAGUGAUACCUACGUUUAUUGUGCAUCAUUGGGAGUGAUAAUGGUGGUGGGCAAACUGGCAAUUCGUCAUACCAGCCGGUUGCCUGUGUUGGCAAUGCUCGGCUGGCGACAUUGGGCGGCGGGUAUUCGGAUUUGCAGGUUUUAAUCGGGUUACGGCGGUUGGUGGCGGCAGCGUUCCACCUGCCGUCCGUGUUACAGCAGGCUCGUCCAUGGGGGAGGGGAAUAACACGCUUAAACCUUUUUUGAUAGCGCAGCAGGCAUCUGUUGGUGAGGCUCAGAGCGAGUCGUUCUGUGGGUGGGCAUCACUGGCGCUCAUCAUGCAUCGGGGUACGAGCACUUCACUGUAGUUGGUUGUUCAUCCAGCAUCAUAGUUUGUUUGUUAUUCCUCUUGUACUACAUUGUACUUGUGGUGGCAGCAGCAGGAACGGAGGUCCUUGCUUGGAUAGCCCUCGCAGUAUUUAUGGAAACAACUUGCAUGGGAGGAAAUGGCGCAUGCACUGGUCCUGUUCCCAUGAAGCAUAGGUGGGUUGCGGUGGUUGGCAUUGUGGCUAUGUGAAGGUGGGCCGCCGUUUAACGGAUUUUUGCCAAGUUGCCUAAUAAGGAAGCUUCAUCGUCCGGCACUCGCUCGUUAAGUGUUCUUGCGGCAUGCACCACGAUGCCAUGUAUUAAACCUUUAUUUUGUCACAUGCUGAGCGAAAAGUCGGCUGCAGCCGCGGUCACGUUAUCGAAUUGCAACGCAGGUGUGUGUACAGUCAACUGCUGGUGUGUAGACAGCAGCUGCCAGUUAUCAAACACAGGGGAGGUGGUGUUGGUUGUGUUGUUGGGAAAGGGGUCGGGGGAGGUUUGCUCUCGCAUACUGUCAGCUGUCCAUUGCCAAUCUCUACCUGAAGUAAUUGAGGAUUGAUCCUUUGUUCCUGGCCGCAUCGUUGAUUGCUGCAUGCGCCAUUUGGCGGCCUUGAAGACUUGAAGUUCGAGAUAAUGCAAGUUUUGAGUGGCUUUCAAGUUGAGAGCCGCGCAGAACCGUCAUUUUGUGUUUUGAAGAGAUGUAGGCUUUUAAGGUGCGUGUUUUUGCUGCUGUGUCAUGCAAGGAACGCUGGAAUCACUUGGAUGCAUCAUCAAGUAAGUGCACCGUAUGUGAGGCAGGUGAAUAAGUGCCUCAGAAGAAGUACACCAAGUAAAGACCGGGGCAGGUCAUCAGGGAUUUCCUUUGUUUACAUCAUGGGCGAAUGGGUGUUGCAGUGGCCUGUAUUCCUUGGAGCAAACCGAGAGAAAAAAGCUGGUUUAAUCAGCCAAAUAUGUCGUGCAAUAUACCGGUAUAUGCGUGUGGUUUCAUGACAUGGAAAGGGUUGUUUGGUUUGGGGAUUUCUGCGCUGCUGUAUGUAUCAUGCAUGUAUCACGUACGGCACUCUAAACUUUAGCUUUGCGAAUGUGCAGUUCACGACUAUUUACUUAUGGGCGGGUUGAACGUUAUGGCUGGGUGGAUGCCCAUGUUGGUCAGCAUGUGGUGGCAAAGUGUGAACCAUGGGUCAUUUCGUGCUGAAAGGGAUUGCAAAUUGGGUUAGGUUGAAUAGUUGUCAUAAUGUAUGGUCAAAGUAAUUAAUGGCGCCUCAGCCCCAAGAACAAUACUGUAGUUCUGUUUGGCAGUAGCGUUUGCUGUGGGUGGGUUUCUUAGGAUCUGGGAAGUACCUGUCGUUCAGUAAAUCGACGAACGAAGAGGUGCAUGAAUGGAAUCCGUAUUAGGUCAAUAAAUCAGAUGGCAGAGUUCUGCGUUAGCAUUUUCCCACUGGUUUCUACCUCCUAUGUUUGGUUACCGGUAGCUUUGUGUCCGGCAACCCUGUGUACUCUUGCGUGAGAUGGUUGUGAAGGACAAUCGCUUAGGGCGCAAGGGUGGAUUGCCUUCAUGUGCAUGUGUGCCCCAUCCCCUAACAAAAUAGGGGCGGGUGGUAAUGUGUUGGGUGGGGCUUUCAUGUCGGUUCACAUUCAAUACAUUCAUGAUACUUUGUUAUUAUGUUUUGGCCUCAGGGUGCCGCAGGGUGCUGCUGUUAGAGAACAUAUUAUAGCACACGAGUAGGCAGCCGAGGUUGGGUGGAUGCCUGGAUGGCGGAUGGAAGAACGGCGGUGACGGAGUAUAAUAAUGACGACGGGGGGCGGCGGAUUAAGCCCAGGAGCACAGCUUGGAGGAACUUUGUCGCAAGCCUGCCGCAACGGCAGUGGAAGCGAGAUAGAUGCAAUACCAAAGUUUGUUUAAGGCGAUAUAGGAGAUAUACAAGGUGGUCGGCGUUAGUAGCUAGAUAGCGGCUUGCCGCCCGAAGAGGUGCGCAUGCAUGCAAUGGCGCUUAUUACAUCAAUAACGACUAGACGGCUGAGCAGGG